CCCUCCCUCUCCACUCCCUCCGCUCGCCACGCCAUCAUCCACCACCUCCACAGUCCAUUCAUGGCCUUCUCCCCCGCCCUCCAUCUCCAUCUCCACCUCCACCAUCCGCCUCGCCUCCACCACCUCUUCCUCUCCUCCAGCCCCCUUUCCUCCUCCUCCGCUCACUACCCAUGGCUCUCCGCCUGGUCCCGGCCCCGCCGCGGCCUCGGCCCGCCCGCCCCCGCGCUCGACCUUCGCCCGGAGCCAUCCCCAACCUCCGACUCCGACGACGAGGACUCCGUAGGCACCAGCCGCCACUCCGGACGCUCCACAAUGUCUCUCAUCCUCCGCCGCCUCCAGCGCGCGGGCUACUCACCCGACUCCCAGACCGCCUCCCAGCACCCGCGGCGGGGCUCCGUGGAGGACGUCUUCCGCGCGGACGAUGGCGUGCUUCCGAACGCCCGCGGGGGGUUCGACGACGACGCCGAGUCCUCGCUCGUGGACGCGCGGUUCCCGUGGGAGCGCCCGAUGCCGCCGCCCGAGGCGGCGGCGCGAGCCGCCAGGUCGCCGGCGUGGAUGGCCGAGCUUACGCUGCCUGAACCCGAGCUUCGGCGCCUGCGCCACGCGGCGAUGAGGAUCAAGUCCAAGACCCAGGUGGGCGGCGCUGGGGUCACGCGGGAGAUCGUCGCCAAGAUCAAGGACAAGUGGAGGACAGAUGAGGUUGUCAGGGUCAAGGUCAACGGCACGCCUGCGCUUAACAUGCGCCUCUUCCACGAGAUACUCGAGAGAAAAACAGGGGGGUUGGUAAUAUGGAGGUCAGGAACUUCUGUUUCUCUAUACAGGGGAGUAGCCUAUGAUGUACCUGAGACCACUAAGGGAACAAAUAGGACUUGGCAGACUCUUGGUACUAAGUCGUCAAGUAAAGUGCCUCCUAUCCCUACCUUGCCACCUAAUGAGAAUGUAAAUGGCAUGGAAGAUAGCAAUGGAGCUUUGAUAUCUAAUGCUGAGAAAGAAGAAAUAGUUGAAUCAGUCCCGGAAAUCAUAUACGAAGAAGAAAUUGACAGGCUGUUGGAUGAGCUCGGCCCGAGAUACAGUGACUGGCCUGGAUCCAAUCCAUUGCCAGUAGAUGCAGAUCUGCUUCCUGCAACUGUUCCAGGCUACAAACCCCCUUUCAGAGUUCUGCCAUAUGGAGUACGUCGAUCUCUCAGCCGAAAGGAUACUACCAAUUUACGACGUCUUGGUCGUGGACUGCCUCCUCACUUUGCUCUCGGCCGGAGCAGACAACUCCAAGGAUUGGCAGCUGCUAUGGUGAAGUUAUGGGAGAGAAGUUCCAUUGCAAAAAUUGCUUUGAAAAGAGGAGUGCAGCUUACUACCAGUGAGAGGAUGGCUGAAGAUAUCAAAAAAUUAACAGGUGGGGUAAUGCUUUCAAGGAACAAUGACUUCGUAGUCUUCUACAGAGGGAAAGAUUUCUUGUCCACCGAACUUGCAGAUGCACUGCUGGAGAGGGAAAAAUCAAUGAAUUCCCUACUAGAUGAGGAGCAAGCGCGGCUAAAUCCAAGACUAUCUUUUGCUUCCAGCACUGAGGCAUUUGUAGAAGCCACUGUGGCUGGUACUCUUGGAGAGACUCUUGAAGCUAACUCUAAAUAUGGAAAUGAACUGGAUGAAAAUCACACGGACAAGAUGACAAGAACUGUAGAAGCUGCAAAACAUGCUGACCUUGUAAGGAAGUUAGAGUGGAAGCUUGCAAUCGCAGAGAAAAGGAUAGGAAAAGCUCAAAGAGUGCUUGGAAAAGUCGAGUUAGGCUUGAAGCCAACUGAAGAUACCAAACCACCUGAAACAAUAACAGAUGAAGAGAGGUUCAUGUUCCGGAAACUUGGUCUAAGAAUGAAGGCAUUUCUGCUCCUUGGAAGAAGAGGAGUUUUUGAUGGCACAGUCGAAAAUAUGCACUUGCACUGGAAAUACAGGGAACUGGUGAAAAUACUAGUGAAAGCAAAGUCUUUUGCAGAUGUCAAGAGGACAGCGCUGUCACUUGAAGUUGAGAGUGGGGGUGUUUUAGUUUCUGUGGACAAGGUCUCCAAAGGCUAUGCCAUUGUUGUGUUUCGUGGGAAGGACUAUAGACGACCUUCCAUGCUACGACCCAAGAAUCUUUUGUCAAAGAGAAAGGCCUUAGCUCGGUCCAUUGAGCUACAGAGAAUGGAGGGUCUCAGUCGUCACAUUGGGAAGUUAAAUAGAAGGGUGAAUCAACUGAGAUUUGAACUGGUCCAAAUUGAAAAAGUCAAGGACCAAGGAGACGAGGAGCUUUACGCCAGACUAGAUUCUGCGUAUUCGAGCGAGGAUGAAGAUGUAGAGGAUGAGGACGAUGAGUCUUAUCUCAGGAGCUUUGACAACCUGGCUGUCGGAUCCACUGCUGAGGAUGACGAUGAUUCUAGUUACGAUGAGGAUGAUGAUUCUGCUGAAGAUAAUGGUGACUACAGCCAAGAGGAUGAAGAUGUCGGCGGUGAAGAGGAUACUGAAGGUUCUGACUAUGAAGAUGACGCCGGCGAGGACGAAGACCUCGAGCCCUCUGUAAUUUCUGCUGUUAGUUUUUGCCGUGACAUGGGUUCGGAUUGUUCUGACGGUGACCUAGGAAGUAAAUCAGAGGGGAGUAGUGAUGCAGAUGACAUUAGAAACUCAUCAGCAUACAGGGAAGACCUCAUAUAGCUGGAGCUUCGUGCACAGCGAGUAAAUAACCAUUUCAUUCA
Lolium perenne is the source of this 2720-nucleotide messenger RNA. Its product is annotated as CRM-domain containing factor CFM3, chloroplastic/mitochondrial. The record is from RefSeq and is a predicted model, not a curated record. Gene Ontology annotation, molecular function: mRNA binding. NCBI's taxonomy places the organism in Eukaryota, Viridiplantae, Streptophyta, Magnoliopsida, Poales, Poaceae. Gene Ontology annotation, biological process: RNA splicing, via transesterification reactions.